Camelina sativa (false flax) is the source of this 1473-nucleotide messenger RNA. RefSeq lists its product as uncharacterized. The record is from RefSeq and is a predicted model, not a curated record. Lineage: Eukaryota; Viridiplantae; Streptophyta; Magnoliopsida; Brassicales; Brassicaceae.
GCAUGCAUUAAUUUGGUUUCUAAGUAGGGGAUCGAAAUCUCAGUCAAGCUAGCUAGUAUUCAUACCCAUAUCAUAAUCUAAAGACUGUUAAUAAUUGUGUAACUUGUGUUACACAACAACGCUAUCAGAGCCGGUUCAUAGUAUAAAUUUGGUCGCAAGCAAACAAAAAAAAAAAAAACAUAAAACAUCAUUUGUCACGUGUCUUUUUAUGAUUGGAUGAUAGAUAACAAGUCGGCCUACGUUACCUGAACUAAUCUAGUUUUCUUCUGGAUCUCCAGACAGCUAAGUACAGACAGUAGUAUCAUCUCUCUGUACUGUCCGAUUAAAUUGGUGGAGUUCUUUUGAGGCAUUUGCUUCUAUGCCACUUUUAAGAGUAAAAUGGGAGAGUCUACGGGGUGUGGGAAAGGAGGAGUAAUGAUCCCAAAUGUUAAGUCUGCAAAUUCUUAUAACUGCCUCUCCCUUUAGUUGUCUCCUGUUGUUUCUGUUUGGGAUUGUGUUGUCCGCACCAUGAGGUAUUCCUAUAUACCAGAGUGGUUCUAUAGUCUUUGAAAUCCUCUCAAGACAGCGAGUUUAGGUGCAUUUUCUUUAGUUAGAAUUAUAGCAAGCAAUAAUGGAUCAUCAUACGGUGUGCAAGCAGCAAGUUCAGCCUGUCGUUAGGAAAGCUAAGAAGAAACAUGUUAAAGAUGAAUUUGAUCGUGUCAAACAAGCUGAGAAGAAAAAGAGACGUCUGGAGAAAGCUCUUGCUACUUCUGCAGCCAUCCGGGCUGAGCUUGAGAAGAAGAAGCAGAAGAGAUUGGAAGAACAACAAAGGUUAGAUGAAGAAGGGGCUGCCAUUGCUGAGGCUGUUGCUCUUCACGUCCUACUGGGCGAAGAAGACUCUGAUGAUUCAUCUCCUCGAGUCAUGCUUAGCGAGGAAAAGGGUUUCACAGUGGAUCUGUUUAGAGAUGAAAGGACCAGCUUUGCUCCUCGCCAAAGAUGCGCUAGCUAUGUAGUUAUAGGAGGAAUUGUGUUUGUGUCAAACGGUUAUGGACUAGGAGAUAGUAACUGGUCAGUGUCAUAUAAGCCUUUCGUGAAGGAUGUUUGGGAUAACAACAUGGGAAUAUCUGCGGAUUUGAUUGCUGCUCAGGCUGUUUCAUCACUACAGAUUUCUGAGAACGCUGAUGAGAACUCUCUUUUCUUUGAAACAAUGUUCCGGGGAUGACAACUGCCAUGAUCCCAAUUGCUAAGAGAACUGUUUGCUAUGAUAGAAGUAAGUAACUUUUUCUGUAAUCUAGAAACCCUUAUUGAGUGAAAAAUAUUUCAUGUGUAUCUUUUUAUGUUAGACCAGCUGAGAAGAUGACAUCUUCUGCUGCUUUCUCUCUCUGUAAUUUUUUGCGUUCUAAGUUGUAUACAGCAUACAUUUUGAAUCUCUGUCACUAGCUAGAUUCAAUCACAAAUUAUAGUGUAUUGAGACUAAUAAAACCUUUCGAUCGA